Messenger RNA from Gracilinanus agilis (Agile Gracile Mouse Opossum), 490 nucleotides. RefSeq names its product protein dpy-30 homolog. The transcript has a single exon. NCBI's taxonomy places the organism in Eukaryota, Metazoa, Chordata, Mammalia, Didelphimorphia, Didelphidae. Gene Ontology annotation, cellular component: Set1C/COMPASS complex. Bases 5 to 304 code for a protein of 99 amino acids. The record is from RefSeq and is a predicted model, not a curated record.
CGUCAUGGAGCCGGAACAGCUGCUGGAAGGACAGACGCCGGGUUCAGAAAAUCCUCACUCCGAGUAUGGCCUCACGGAAAACGUCCAGCGAAUAGUGGAAAAUGAGAAGAUUAAUGCAGAAAAGUCAUCAAAACAGAAGAUGGACCUUCAAUCAUUGCCAACUCGUGCCUACUUGGAUCAGACAGUUGUACCCAUUUUAUUACAGGGACUUGCCGUGCUUGCAAAAGAAAGACCUCCAAAUCCCAUUGAAUUUCUAGCGUCGUAUCUUUUAAAAAACAAGUCACAGUUUGAGGAUCGACACUAAUUUCGGGAAAAGAAUAAAAUAAUUUGGUUGUUACUGUAGAUAUAUAUGAUUAAGAGGCAGUUUAUAUUGCCAUGAUUCCUUUUUUUUUCUUUUGAAAGUAUAUGAAUGUUCAGGACCACAGAUCUUGUUUCAGUAACUCCAGAAGGGAACAUAUUUCCCUUAUUCUUUAUUUAAUGAACAUACUUA